GUUUCGAAUUGUUGAAGAUAAGGAAAUAAGCAAAAGAUACCAUUAACUAGGAUUCAAAUUCAAAGCGUAGACGUGUAGAUAAGCUUGAGAUGUAUUUGUUGUGCAACAAAUCCUCCUCCUCUGCACCCUCGCCCUCCGCCGACCGAUCCCCCACCGCCUGAUGGCUCAAGAAUACGAUCACACCUUCCAGUCUCUCAGCGAAGCCGUGGAACUAGUGGAGGCCGCGUUUUCCCAAUGCGACGACGUUCCUUCAUGCUACGAGGCAGUGAUCCAACAAUGCGAGCGCUCGUUGCUGAUCCUCGAGAAAUCCAGAAAGCCACUCAUGGAGAUUAUGGAGAAAUCCCAGGUGAAGACAGAGGCCAAGUUCGAGGCUUUGCAGCGGAGAAAGAAGGGCAUCGGGGGGUUGAAGGAUCUGGUCGACAAAGAGAAGAACAUUGUUAUGGCAACUGGUGGCUGUGAGGAGCAGGAUCCUCUGCAUCAGGAAAAUUUGGAACAAGCCUGCUUUCCUGCCGCCCAUGGUGGAAAGAUUGGCAGUGUGGAACUGAGUCAACAGGAAGAGGAAUUGAGGAGUACUGUGGAUGAAGAAGAUGUUGGUUCAAUUGAGCAAUUACAGCACUCUGAAGUAGUUGGCUCAAAUGAAGAGGAAUUACUUAAUUUGAUUAUCUCAACGAUCAUCACAAAUUUCUGCAAAAGAUCGCAUACCCAUUUCAUUUGA
Corylus avellana is the source of this 715-nucleotide messenger RNA. RefSeq lists its product as uncharacterized. Lineage: Eukaryota; Viridiplantae; Streptophyta; Magnoliopsida; Fagales; Betulaceae. The record is from RefSeq and is a predicted model, not a curated record.